Messenger RNA from Colletotrichum godetiae, 583 nucleotides. RefSeq lists its product as uncharacterized. NCBI's taxonomy places the organism in Eukaryota, Fungi, Ascomycota, Sordariomycetes, Glomerellales, Glomerellaceae. The transcript has a single exon. The record is from RefSeq and is a predicted model, not a curated record. The coding region runs from base 216 to 545 and encodes 109 amino acids.
CAUCUUGAUACCCUGGACCAGUUUCUAUCAGAACCGCUCGUCAAUUGUCAUAAAGGCUUCGACUGAUUGAUGCGAAAGAUACUGUCAUGAUGACCACAGCGUUUCUAGAUAGCACUCUUCAUGCCGCCAUUGCGAAUAGAUUGGUUCAUUUUCAUACGCUCUUGGAGCUGACCUGGUAGAACGAGUCGGCACCGGAGGUGAACCCGGUAUCUACCAUGACACCCACUGUAUGCACCUUUUGUGAUGCCACAGGGCAUUAUCUACCUUGCGAAGUCCGGCGCCGCGCGUUAUGGACGCCAUUGUCUGGAACAGAGCUGCUCAUGCUUCGACGAAGCCCUUGGUUCUUGGGUAUAUGUAAGAGCUUUGGCUGCUCUUCCGUGGAAAGAUUCGUUUCUGGUACUUCCAGUCAGGUUUCCGAUGGGUUACUCUAUGCGCAUCUUAGACACAACGCGUUGGAUCGGUUGGUAUGUCAGACGAUGGCCACGGCUGGACGCCAUCGUAGAUUUCUGCUUUGCGCCGGGCUGAACUUCCCGUCUCAACGUUAGACUACCACUUUCUCGCCUACUCUCGAAGGAGAUAAGAG